UCGAUAGCAUCUUCCCCUCCUUCACUCCCUCUCUCUUUUUCUGCCUCCAGAAAUCUUCAAUUUUCAUGGGAUGUUUCUAUUAUAAUAAUCCAUGCCCAGUUUGGAACCAAGAUUGAUCACUGAAGAAGAAGAAGAAGACAAGAAAUGUAUAUUGGUGCUCUCGCCAAUGGCUUCAUCAUCCACACACCAAAGGUUCGGAUUCAUAGACCUAAUAAUAACCUUCUCCAUUCCAAUUUCAUCAAUCAAAUGCAGAUGAAAUCAAACCCAUAUGCUCUUCCUACCAAACAAAGAAUCAAACCCUUCUUCUUCUAUGCUUCUGCUACACCUUCUUCACUCGAAACUUCUAAACCAUCAUUCCGAUCCAAGAACCCAAAAGACAUUAACAUUCUGAUUGUGGGUUCAACUGGGUACAUUGGUAAUUUCGUUGUGAAAGAAUUAGUCAAGAGAGGAUUUAACGUUAUCGCAGUCGCUAGAGAAAAGAGUGGAAUUAGAGGAAAAUUUAGCAAAGAAGAUGCAUUGCAGCAGUUAAAUGGAGCUAAAGUGACCUUUUCAGAUGUAACCCAAUUGGAUUCUUUGGAGAAAACCUUAAACGAUUUAGGUGUUUCAAUCGAUGUAGUCGUUUCUUGUCUCGCCAGCCGCAACGGUGGCGUUAAGGAUUCAUGGCUAAUCGAUUAUGAGGCGACUAAGAACAGCCUUAUUGCAGGUAGAAAUCAUGGCGCUUCACAUUUUGUUCUUUUAUCUGCAAUUUGUGUACAAAAACCCCUUCUUGAAUUCCAACGUGCGAAACUGAAAUUCGAAGCUGAAUUGAUUGAUUCGGGUUUGACUUACAGUAUUGUGAGACCAACUGCGUUUUUUAAAAGUUUAGGUGGGCAAGUAGAAUUAGUGAAAACUGGAAAACCUUAUGUAAUGUUCGGUGAUGGAAAAUUGUGUGCUUGUAAACCGAUAAGUGAACCUGAUCUCGCUUCAUUCAUAGCAGAUUGUGUUAUGGGUGAAGAUAAGAUUAAUCAAGUUUUGCCAAUUGGUGGACCGGGAAAGGCAUUGACUCCAUUAGAACAAGGAGAAAUGUUGUUUAGUCUAGUUGGAAAAGAACCCAAAUUCAUAAAAGUUCCAAUACAGAUAAUGGAUUUCGCGAUUGGUGUUCUUGAUUUUCUGGUAAAGAUAUUCCCUUCGUUGGAAGAUGCUGCUGAGUUUGGAAAGAUUGGAAGGUAUUACGCUGCUGAAAGUAUGCUGAUUUUAGAUCCUGAAACCGGUGAAUACAACGAUGAGAAAACGCCUAGCUAUGGAAAUGAUACAUUGGAAGAAUUCUUUCAAAGGGUACUCAGAGAAGGAAUGGCAGGUCAAGAACUCGGAGAGCAGACCAUAUUCUAAUCUUUUAGAAUUAAAGAUUUGAUUUUUGUUAUAGAUAAUUGUUGUUUUCCUCUGAAACUGGAGUAAGUAAGUAAGUAAAUUGAUUCA
This is a messenger RNA of Impatiens glandulifera, 1455 nucleotides long. Its product is annotated as divinyl chlorophyllide a 8-vinyl-reductase, chloroplastic. NCBI's taxonomy places the organism in Eukaryota, Viridiplantae, Streptophyta, Magnoliopsida, Ericales, Balsaminaceae. The transcript has a single exon. Bases 145 to 1368 code for a protein of 407 amino acids. Gene Ontology annotation, molecular function: oxidoreductase activity. The record is from RefSeq and is a predicted model, not a curated record.